AUGUUGCAACGUGCGGCGGCAAGUCGCGGUGAUUUACCAGCAUUUACGGUGGGAGACUAUGUGAUGGUGGCACGUGUCCGUCGCAGCGGAAUCACGCCCAAAUUGUCCUCUACUUGGACUGGUCCUUGGCGCGUGGUAUCGGCCGCUAAAAAGCACGUUUACGGUGUUCAGAACAUCGUUAAUGGGCAGGUCCGCGAUGUCCAUGUGGCUCGUCUGCGGUUCUACGCCGAUUCGGAACUGAACGUCACAUCCGAUCUCAAAGACGUGUUCCAACACUCUUUCGGGCAAGGCGAACAUGAAAUGGAAUCUAUUCUCAACAUUGGACCAGCUCAUGAUGGAUCGGGAUAUCUUGUUCGUGUGCGGUGGGCUGGGUUCGAGGAGGACGAAGACACUUGGCAACCACUUUCGGAUAUUUACCAGGAUGCGCCGCAGUUUUUGAAGCAAGAGUUGCGCAAGAUGAAGCUAUCCAAGGAAGUCAAGGACAACAUAAAAAAGGAAUAUGGUAUCGUUUUUUAACGGCCAAAUGAGUUGAAGUUGCGUGGAAAAGGGCGAGGAAAUCUUACUACCGCAAGAUAGCAUUGUUCAUUUAUAUGUUUGUCUUGGUUUUUGUAGUUGUUUCUGAAGACGCCAUCACACAGUAUAGACUAAUGAUGAAAUAAUUAGUAACACGAAAUCAGGCGAAUAUGGUGUUUAGUGUAAACAAACGCGUUAGGAUUGAAUAAAAUUUUAGCGUGUGAUUAUGUGGUUUCGCAUCAUUUAGUAUGUGCCUACCAUUGUUUUGUCAAGCACAUAGUGUCUACGAUUGGAAUGUAGUAUGCGCUUUGGGGGCAUUGUGGACAUUGGCCGUGGUAGUCACAGUGUAGGAAGGUUCUACGGAGAUCUUGGGGACUCCGUGUGUGAAGAUAUCACAGGGGCCAUACCCUGUGUGUGAGGAUUGUGUGGACUCUCCGUCUUGUGUUCCACUCCUCCUAUCUUGUGAUCGAUGAUAUAAUACAAGUGAAGAAACAAACAUCACCAGCCCCUUGGGGGAAAGGAGUCCUGGUGGCUCGAGGACAACUCCAACUG
Molecule: messenger RNA, 1065 nt
Organism: Ectocarpus sp. CCAP 1310/34
Lineage: Eukaryota; Phaeophyceae; Ectocarpales; Ectocarpaceae
Source: the annotation of a GenBank genome assembly